AUGGAUGGCAGUUCUUCGUCGUCUAUGCUCUCGUCCCGUGGAGGAGAUGUUCCCUCAACGGUGCAAGUGGCACUGAGGAUUCGACCACAGGGAAAUCGAGAAAAACUCGAAGGCAGUCGUGUAUGUACAUCUGUUAUUCCCGGCGAGCCUCAGGUUACCAUUGGUACUGAUCGAUCGUUUACAUAUGAUCAUGUGUUUGAUCAAGCUACUAAACAAAGCGAAAUUUAUGAUUCGUGUAUAGAAAAGUUGGUAAAUGGACUAUUUGAUGGAUACAACGCUACUGUACUCGCCUAUGGACAGACUGGUUCUGGUAAAACAUAUACUAUGGGAACGGCAUUCGAUGCCGGUGCCAUUUCGGAACAUGAGGUUGGAGUGAUCCCUCGUGCUCUUGCUCACGUUUUUCGACGGGUCAUUGAAUUAAAGCGAGAAGCGCAGGAGAACGGCAUGCUAGAGCCCACGUUUGACGUGUCUGUGCAGUUUAUAGAGCUGUAUAAUGAGGAGAUCAUUGACCUGUUAGCGAAUGAUCGUGCUUCUUCGGUUAACGUACGAAUUCAUGAAGAUGCCCAAGGAGAGAUUUAUUUGCACGGUGUCGCCAGUAAGGCAGUCCAAGAUCUGCAUUCGACUCUGGAAAUUUUGAAAAAUGGUGCGCUGAAUCGUACAGUUGCGGCAACGAACAUGAAUGAACAAUCAUCGAGAUCACAUGCUAUUUUUUCACUUCAUAUUAAACAACAAAGAGUUGCUGUAGCCGCUGAUGGGCCAUCUCCUAAUCAGGCGAUUGAAAUGGAGCUGUUAUCUGCGAAAUUCCACUUUGUGGACCUUGCCGGCUCGGAGCGAUUGAAGCGAACUGGAGCAACAGGAGACCGCGCUAAGGAAGGAAUAAGCAUUAACUGCGGAUUGCUCGCACUUGGUAACGUAAUUAGUGCACUUGGCGGAGCAAGUGGCAAAGUUAGUCAUGUCCCCUAUCGUGACUCUAAACUCACGAGAUUGCUGCAAGACUCUCUUGGUGGAAAUAGCCGCACCCUCAUGAUUGCUUGUGUGUCACCGAGUGAUAGCGAUUUUGUGGAAACUCUAAAUACGAUGAAGUACGCAAAUCGUGCAAAGAAUAUCAAAAAUAAGGUAGUAGCUAAUCAAGAUAAGUCCUCGAAACUUAUUGGAGAACUAAGAGGGCGCAUUGCUGCGCUCGAAGCUGAGUUACUGGAGUUUAAGCAGGGUAGGAGAACGAUUGAUGGUGAUGGUAUCGAAACAGUCAACGAUCAGUAUCACGAGAAUGUAAUGUUGACGGCCGAAAUAAAUCAACUUCGGUUCCGUGUGAAAGCGCUGCAAGAAACGAAUGAAAUCCUUCGAAAUCGGAAUGUGGACCUCAUGGCAAAAGCCACUGGACCCAAUGGGUUAAUUUCUUCUCAGACAAACGAUGAGAACGGGGCCUCUUCUGAUGAUGCAAAUGAUAGUUCUUCCAAUGACGCAGUAAUGGAUCCUGUGCAAGCAACUCUGAGAAAAUACCUUGAUGAGUUGGAAAGGACACGUUCGCAGCUCUAUGAAUCGCAAGCAGUGUCGAAUCAGCUGAGAAAGGAAAUGACAAAAUGGAAAAAUCAAGCCCUCCUUGGUGGUAGUGGAUUUCCAGCAAGCGCCGAUCAUUCAUUCUCGCCGUUUGGACAUCAACAACUGAUUGAUGAGGCGCGCGCUGACAUCGAAAGGCUAAGAAAGACAGUGUCUGUGGCAUCGAAUGAAGCUACUUCUGACUAUGCUUCUCACGUGGAUACAACAGAAGAGGAUGGUACUAGCAACGAUGCUGAUGAACUGGAUGAAGACGAGGACUACGACCAAGAUGUUGAUGAUGAACAGGUAUUCGAAGAUGACAAUAAAGGUGCAGUGCUCAGAGAUAACCUCGCCACUUUGCAAACAGAGAUCAACAUCAAGGAAAGGUUGAUUGCUGAGUUAGAGCAGUCAGAUCGCCGUCUUGCAGAAGUGCGUCUGACCUAUGAGAAGAAACUGACAGAAUUGUCAGCUCAAAUCAAGAAGAUGGAAGCGGAGCGAGACAAGGUUUUGAUGGAAGCCGAGGCCAAAAAGACUGACAAAGCCAGCCAGGAACAAGCCAAAAGAAUACGAGACGAAUACGAAAGGAAGCUGUCAGAUAUGAGAAAUGAGUUCAGAAAACUGCAGAUGGUGGAAAGAGAGCACAAAAGGAUGCAGGCACGCCAGGAGCGAGAACGACAGGAAUUGAUCAGAUAUCAGGGAGAGCUCAAAGAGUUGAAGAGAGUGAAGGUGGAUUUAAUGAAAAAGAUCAAGGACGAGAUGAAGAGGGCUCAGCAGCAGCAAAAUAGCAAUGCUAAGAGAUUGGCUGCCAUGGAUAAGGAAGCAAGGAGACGAGACAACCUUAUUCGCCAGCUGGAAAACAAAGACCGACAACGCGAGCAGUUUAUGAAACGUACAAACGAGGAGAUUAUUCGCUUGCGUAAAGCUCAGAAGGAGCAGGCAAGACAGACUAGAUCUGCUGCCAGCCAGCGAAUAACUCCGAUGAGAACUACAGUGUCUAGAAUGGCGCGUACUCCAGUCAACAGAGGCCAACCACCUCCUGAAGUGGCAUUCUCUCCAAAACAGGCAAAGAUGAAGUGGACAUUCAUUGAAAAGAGGUUGAGUCGAUUAGUCACCCAGAAACAGACUGUAGGAAAAAUGGAAGAAGAGUUAAAUCGGCAAUUGGAGGAACGAACUCGACUUAUGGAUGAGAUCAAUAAUCUCGAACGUCGCUUCAUACUAGCCCAAGAUGUGCAGGAACGAGAAGCUGUGGCUGAUCAAAUUGACGGUUGUCAAAUGAAGUUGAACUAUGUACAGGAUCAAAUAACCGAAAUCCAGACAGCCAUAGUAGAUGUGGAUGGCUCGAAGGACGGUGAUGCUGAAAAUAGUGACGAAACGUCGGAUUUGAGCAAUAUCGAGGGAUUAAUCGAGCAUUGUGCAAAUUUGGUCGAAGCGAAGUACCUGAUGCAACAUCUCUUCAACGCCUGCCUUGAACAUGCUGUAGCAGCCGCUAAAGCAGACUCGCUGAACAAGGAGUCUGAGGCACGUAUCCAGCAACUAGAGCAGCAGUCGUACAUCAACGAACAGCUGCUCUCAACUGUCAUCGAAGAUAAGACACUUAUUAACGAUGUCGAGGGAAUGCUUGAGCAGAACGCUCUUAAGAAAAGCAGAUCUCCUUCACUGGCUUCCCUGAGGAAUGGUAGUGUCUCUCCAAACCAUACUGAUGGAUCUGAUUCCGCACCGCUACCGUACCGUGCUCGUCGCCAUACUGCAACAGCUGAUGAGCUACUGUAUCCAACGGAAGUUGUCGAACCUGCUGCAACUGCACCAAAAGAGACAUUGAAAGCAGAAAGCGGUGGAGAUGAAGAAAAGAAGGAAAAAAAACACCGGAUCGAUGCUGCUGCGUUCCUGCUUCCAUCCUCCUCCUCAUCAUCGACGGAUCUGCCAACAACACCGUUCAGAAGAAACUCCAAAUUUCGGAACACCAUCGCUAAUCUACCUCCAAGAUCAUUUCGAGGAGGGGGUCAAGCGAUCUCCUCUAGACCGCCACCACCUCCUCCGACCAAGCGAGGUAGACUGGGUAGCCGAAUGCUUUCAACAUCGCGACUACCGUCGCUGGCUGAAGUGUCAGCAAGGGAUGAAGUACCGGCAAUACCACGUGAACGUGCGGGAGCCGAUCCAACACGUGCGUCGAAGUCAGUAUUUGCACGUCUCGUGCCGUGGUCAACGGAAGCCAGCCCGUCAACUCUUCUGAAUCGGAGGCAAGGACGAAUCGUGCCUGUGCGGCCAGGUACAGGUGGUACACAGUAUAGGGUCGUUUCAAGAACAGCAACCGUUGAAGGGCACUCAAAGGCGGUGCUAUCCGUGGCAGCUACGGAGGAUCUCCUCAUUUCUGGCUCGAAAGAUCGUACGGCGAAACUGUGGGACUUGCAAACCGGAAGUGAAGUGAGGACUCUUGGUGUUCACCCAAAUAAUGUCCAUGCUGUACGCUUUAUACCCAAUUCACAGCUGGCCAUAUCUGUAUCUAUGUAUCAGAUUCGAGUAUGGGACUUGAGGACACAAGAUUGUUUAAGGGUAUUGCAGUCGAGCGGGCAAGUAAACGACGGCGACGGGGGACCCGCUGGUUCGCGUCAAAAUACCGUACCCUUCCUUGAGACCGUAGUGAAUGCUGCCGAGGUCGAUCCAUCUGGCCGUCUGCUCUUCACUUCCUUUGGUGGUGAUGUUCGAAUUUGGAACUUGGAGAAGUGGGCAUCGUUCGGAAGAUUGAUAGGGGCCGUUAAUAGUCCGCGAUCAGAAGUGUCAUGCCUAGCCGUGUCUGAAGGAGCAGAUGGUCUGCCACAAAUAUUCACGGGCUCUCGAGAUCAUUAUGUAAAAAUGUUCCAAACAAGUGUUGGAGGUGAAGGCGUAUACGAGGCCAUGGUUGACUUCACACCUCCUCACUAUGAUAAUGUUACGUGCGUAGUUCCCUUCGGUGGCUAUGUGCUCUCUGCAAGCAAAGACAAGAACAUCAUGAAGUUUGCGCUUACCGACUACAAGAGAGAUCAUUUGGAACUGAAUGCACACAAUAGCUUCAUUCAAGGAAUGUGCUUAAUUGGAGAACACACAGAAAGACCUUUGCUUUGUUCUGUUUGUAAGGAAGGUACAAUGAAGUUCUGGGAUAUUACAACUACGCGACGAUUUAAGAUUGUGGAGGAGAUGCCGAAAGCACACAGCGAAGCCAUUAACUCGGUUUGCUCAAACAGAGGUAUGGUAUUUACAGCGUCCAGCGAUCAAACAAUUGGUUUUUGGAAGCUCAGCGUUCAGGAGUAG
Necator americanus (New World hookworm) is the source of this 4821-nucleotide messenger RNA. RefSeq lists its product as uncharacterized. The transcript has 40 exons. Bases 1 to 4821 code for a protein of 1606 amino acids. Gene Ontology annotation, molecular function: ATP binding; microtubule binding; microtubule motor activity. The record is from RefSeq and is a predicted model, not a curated record. Gene Ontology annotation, biological process: spindle elongation; mitotic spindle organization; microtubule-based movement. NCBI's taxonomy places the organism in Eukaryota, Metazoa, Nematoda, Chromadorea, Rhabditida, Ancylostomatidae. Gene Ontology annotation, cellular component: microtubule associated complex.